This is a messenger RNA of Nilaparvata lugens (brown planthopper), 4431 nucleotides long. RefSeq lists its product as uncharacterized. The record is from RefSeq and is a predicted model, not a curated record. NCBI's taxonomy places the organism in Eukaryota, Metazoa, Arthropoda, Insecta, Hemiptera, Delphacidae. The transcript has 2 exons. Bases 1127 to 2491 code for a protein of 454 amino acids.
AGAAGAAGAGGAAGAAUAGAAUGAUGGAGAAGAGGAGAAGAAAAAGAAGAAGAUGAGUAGAUGAUAAGAAUAAAAUGACGAUUUUGAGUAGAAGAAGAAGAAUAAAUAAUAGAACAUGAUGACAAAAAGAUAAUAGUAAGAAGCAGAAGAAGGAGAAAAAGAAGAAGAGCUACAACAUGAUGAUGAAGAAAAAUAAGUAGGAGAUGAAGAGAAUAAGAUAACAUGAGAAAAGAAGAAGAAGCUGAUGUAUUACUAUUAUUACAUUCAUUUAAACUACAUAAGUCACCCAAUCCAUAAUAUUUGGUGAAGCUGAAUUUUUGCAGGAUGUUAGUAUACAUAAUUAAUAGCCUGGAAUCACAAUAUACUCAUUUUUCUCUCACUUGCUCUAUAAGGUCAACUUUUGUAAAGAUAUCCAAUACUCCAGAAUCAUUACCCGAAAAAUGUUGCGUUUUCGGAACUAAUUAUCAAAACUGCCCUUUUUCACUAUCUCGUAACUGGACUAUUAUUAACUAAUGAGCUGUUUAACAUGCAUUUGAACAUGAAGAUUCUGAAUUUAUCACUUUUAUACCCUGGCCACCAUGGGCGCCGACUUAUCAAAAUCUUUGGGUGGGCUCAUUGGUUAGGGGUCUGGGGAGGGGUUUUUUCCAUAUAAUUGAUCAGAAUUUUUUGUGGACUCAGCCCCCCAAAAUAUUUUUUGGGUGGGCUCCACAGCCUACCUACCUACCUACCUACCCAGACCUUAUGGAAUCGGCAUCAGUGCUGGUCACUUUUUUGAAAACUGAGUAUCCUACCAUUAUAAUAUAAUGGAGAACUUCGUUUCUCUGAUACCUUUUUGGCUAUUGCAUUUUGUGUUUCACACAGAAAGGACUUGUCACGGUUGAUUAUAAGAAUCGUUCAAUGGUGGGUGUUGAGCUUUGAAAAUGCUGCUUUUGUUUAUUGAAGCCCCGCUUAUGCUGGGGGUGCUACAGGCUGGUUGUUGUCUUGUUGAAGACAGUCUGCUGUUUGUCCUCUUUCUGGAUGGUUGAUUGUGUUGUGAUAGUUUCGUGUUUGCCGUCUUGGUCUCGAGCAAUUGACUAAAAGUGAAGAGACUAAGUUACUCGCCAAUGUGAAUAAUCGAGCUUCCGCGAUGUCAUUUACAGUGUGCUCUUACAAAGGCUGCACAAACAGUGCAGCAAAAAUCAAAGGACUGAAGAUGUUCCGUUUUUCCAAAUCUUUAUCAGAAAUUUGGAUACGUCAUACAGGAAAUUCUGAUUUGAUUGGACUAUCUCCAACAAAAUUGAACAAGCUAAAGAGAGUCUGUGAGCAGCAUUUUCGAGAAUCGGAUAUUCUGCCAAGUGGCCGAUUGAUGAAUGGCGCUGUUCCAUUGUGCUACGUUGCACCAGAAGUAAUACCUGGCCCUUCACACCCACCACUUGUUCCAGAAUCCCCUACACCGACUCUUAAUAGAUCAUCAUCCACUCCCCGAAAAUAUAGAAAUAUUAGUGCAUUGGGUAAUCCUCCCGUCUCGCCAUCACCAACUUCUCCAUCACUCAGCACCCCAUCUGGCAAGUUUUGGGUGAAUAAUGUAUCACCAUCGCCAAAGCUGAAGUCGGUGAAUAGAGCUUUAUUUGGUUCAUCGAAUAAGAGUUUGGAAGAGAAAGUGAAAGUGUUGUCAACGAAGGUUGCAGUCUUGAGAAAUAAGUUAGCUAGUAAGAGAGCAACUAUUUACAGGUUGAAGAAGCAAUUGAAACAAAAAAGGGUUUCUGACUCUCAAAAAUUUGCUUUGUUGAAUUUCCCCCUCCGAAGUGAAGAAGCUGCUAUCGUGUGGAGAAUGCAGAAGCAUAAAAAAAAUCAACCAUGGUCGAAAAAGGAGAAGAUGAUCAGCACAACUCUCUAUUUGGUUUCUCCUGCAGCCUAUAAGUUUCUCAAACAAAUUAUGAUUUUUCCAGGCAUCAGCACUAUAAAAGCUUGGAUUUCUGAGAAAAACUCCUAUAGAACUGGUUUCAACAAAGAUCUAAUGGAGAGGAUCAGAGCGAAGGCUCGGUGCAUGUCAUCAAAAGAAAAGUCAUGUGUUCUUAUGUUUGAUGAUAUGGCUAUCAAACAGGCCUUGGAGUACUCGACAAACUUGGAUAUCAUAGAAGGAUAUCAAGAUAUAGGAAAUUAUGGCCGUGAUUGUCAUUUAGGCAAGCAAGCAACAGUUUUUAUGAUUCGGGGCCUCUAUUAUCAAUGGAAGUUACCAGUUGGUUAUUUCAUAACUGAGAAAGGACUGUCAGGCGAUAAAACUAAAACUCUGUUGCUUGAUUGUGUAACGUUUCUCGAAAAUGCAGGUCUUGAUGUUAGAGCUGUUGUUUGCGACCAGUGUACCACUAAUCGUAGUGCAUACAAGCAGCUUGGAGUAAGUCCUGCACGGCCAUAUUUUGAAAUGAGUGGAGGACGAGUUGUCCAUGCACUUUUCGAUGUUCCUCAUCUUGUAAAUCAGUUCGAAACAACCUCCUCACACAUGAUUUUAUAAUGGAUAACAGAGUUAUAUCAUUCAGAGACAUCGAGGAGAUGUAUGCAAUUGAUUCCAGCAGUGGGUCAACGAGAGCUGCUCACCAGUUGACACCAAGUCAUAUCUGGCCGAAUAGUUUCCAAAAAAUGAAGGUUUCGCUUGCAACACAAAUUUUCAGUCAUACAACAGCAGCUGCUUUGAAAACUGUGGUAGCAACUGGUCAAUUGAGAAGUGAGACAGCAUUGGAUACAGCUGAAUUUAUUGUGCACAUGAAUUCCCUCUUUGAUGCCCUUAACAGUAAGAAGAAAUUUUCGAGAAAUCCAGACAAUUCUGCUCUAAGCAAAGACAAUGUUCAUGUAAACAGUAUUUUGAAGACAUCAUUAGGGAUAUUCCAAAAACUCGAAAAAAUCAAUGCAAAAAAAAAGAGGCCACCGUGCUUUGAAGGAUUUUUGUUGACAAUAAAUUCAGUGUUGUCUCUAAUCGAUGCUGAGGGAGUGGAAUACCUACUCACUUCUCGAUUGAAUCAGGACCCAAUCGAGAACUUAUUCUCGUCAAUUAGACAAAGGGGUGGAUGGAAUAGGAAUCCAACAGUUCGGGUUUUCAGAGGAUCUCUGAGACUAUUCAAUUUGAAGUAUUUGAUGGAGCCACCUAGGACAUCAAGUUAUACUUUGGAUGAAGAUGAGAUACUUAUCAUUGACCAAAAUGAAAAGAUGGAAGGAAUAGUUCCGGAAACUCUAGAAGAUGUUCAGUCAGUGGAAACCAUGUCAAUUGGAUCUUCCAAUGAAUCUUCUUCAUGCUCGGAAACUGAUGAGACAUCCAGGAGCCUCCCAGGAAUAGACAACUUCGAAGCAACCACGUUAGAGAGCUGUUCACAAACGUAUUUUGCUGGGUACUUGGCUUACAGAUGCUAUCGGAAAUACGUUUGUGAAAAAUGUCUCAACUCACAAUGUGAUAUGAACUCCAAUCUAUCUAGCGCUGAAGAACUUCUAAUUAUGAAUAGGACGUUUUCUAGUAUGAGACUGCAAGAAGGAGGUGGGUUGAAAGCACCAUCGAAAGCUUUCAAUGAAAUAGUCAGCCACUCAUUGAAAAUGUACAAGGCUUUUUUCAAAAAAAUCUCAUUCAAGAAUAAUGUAGUUGCACGACUAAUGAAAAUCACCAUCAAGAAAAUCGAUUUUUCAGAUAUUGAUGAUGAGUGUCGAAAACACUACAUGUUCACCUUGAAAUUGCUCUUCAGAGUAUUGAUUUUCAAGCAGUGUCGGUGGGUAACAUCAUCCUGUAAGAAGUCAUCCAUUGAAAAAAUGAAAGUUUUGCAAAAUAUUUGAGGCUUUGGCAUCUAUGAUUAGAACAUUUUCAUUAUUUGGUUACAACCUUGGUAACCAAGCCCAGGUUGUAAAGUUUCGACCCUCAGGAGAGGGCGGGGUAAUUGGGUGUCAUCCAGCUUUAGCCUAACUCUACCCUGUUAGAUUGACAGCUCAUCCCUGGGUAGGGCCAACACAAUUUGAAAAUGUUCUCAUCUGCAAUCAUAAUGUCUAUUGCUGCAACAUUAGAAAUCUAGGUCUCCAGCAUGUAAAAAUUGUAUAAAUAGUGAAAUAAAUAAAUAGACGUUUAUUGUAAUAUAUGUAUAUACAUAACUUGAGUUAUAUCAUAAGAAAGUAAUAUUAUAUCAAAGAAAGGGAAGUUUGUCAUGAUAAGUUAGGAAUUGGAAAAAUUGUAAUAUAAGUAGAAGUAGAACAAGUAGGACUAAAAAUGCACCUGCCAAAAUUUGUUAAUUUGAAUUACUCAAGUUCCUGUAUAAAUUGUAGUAUAUGUAUAUACAUAAAACAAGUAGCAUUAGAAAUGAACAUAUGAGAGUUUUAUAAAUUUGAACUAAUAAGUUAUCAUGUGUAAAUUGUAAUAUAUUAUGCAUGUAUGUAAACAAGUAGCACUAAAGAUGUACAUAUCAAAUUUUGAAUGAAUUGGAA